Messenger RNA from Monopterus albus (swamp eel), 5542 nucleotides. RefSeq names its product sia-alpha-2,3-Gal-beta-1,4-GlcNAc-R:alpha 2,8-sialyltransferase-like. The record is from RefSeq and is a predicted model, not a curated record. Gene Ontology annotation, molecular function: alpha-N-acetylneuraminate alpha-2,8-sialyltransferase activity. Bases 835 to 1959 code for a protein of 374 amino acids. Gene Ontology annotation, biological process: oligosaccharide metabolic process; N-glycan processing. Lineage: Eukaryota; Metazoa; Chordata; Actinopteri; Synbranchiformes; Synbranchidae. The transcript is spliced from 4 exons.
CUAUGUGCAUACACAUUUCUAAUGUGACACACGGUAUUGUGAAAAUACUGUACUGACUGUAUAUGCUUGGAUAUAUUGAAAUAUGUGAUUGUGAAUGGAUGUUUGUUUACCAAGCUUACUGUAAAGACUGUUAAAAUGUACAUAUCAUGUAAACAAACAAAAUGUAAAAUGUUUAUCUUUUGUGAAUGCAACAUACUGUGUUGAUUUUGGAUAUGAUGUUGAAUAUUUUGGAAGGAUUAGAAAUAAUGCUUCCAAAUAAUAAUUCUUUUUAUCUACUUAAUCCGUAUAUAUGUUCUUUGUUUGUGUUUAUUUUUUCAGUUCGCUUGCUUCUUUCAGUUGUCCAUUGUGGUAAACUGGGACAUUGCCCAUAGUUAUUUCAGAAACAAGAGAUUUGACUGUCUGUUCCUCUGAUCCUUUCUCAUUUUAAGCCUCUUCUCUAGUAGAUUCACUUCGUUAUCAGACAAGCUUUUAUGUCUGCUGAACGCUGCAGAGAAGCCUGGUUCACUGUGUGAAGGGGUGGAAAUGGUGGUGGUGAUGAUGCUAGUGCUGGUGGAUGGGGUUUGUGUUGGCACGCAGUUCUGCUCCAUUUCCUUGAUUAAACUGGCAGCCAGUAGGGGAGUCGCGGCUGUUCAGGCAGAGGAAUGAGAUCUGACCACGCCUUGGCAUCUUCACUAUGCUGCCGACUACUACUAGCCGUCCAUUUUAUACCAUUAUAUGAGCCGAUGAGCGCCAGUUUGUCUGUAUCGUGUAGACAGGCAGCAGCAGUGUGCAGUCCCGGCGAUGACAAUAUAGGCCUUGCUGCAGCUUCAUACGGGGAAUGAAAACGCGCAUAAGAUGGCCCGCAUCGCCAAGGCUCUGGGUUUGGUGAUUCUGUGUGUCGCUGUGCUCAUACUGUCGCUCAUCAGCUAUGUCUCUCUGAGGAAAGACAGCUUCUUCACUUCCUCUAAAUAUGAUAUGGGAGGUCCUAGGAUUAUGUUUCACGCAGGAUUUCGGUCUCAGUAUGCCAUGAAUUUUCUGAACCCCUCCUUCAUCCCUUUAACCAACGCCCUAAAUGAGGAGCUCCAAGGAAAGCCGUAUAAAUGGAAGUUCAACAAGACUGCUUUUUAUCAACAGAGGAAAGAUAUCUUCAGCUUUAUCGACAUUCCCAAGAACUUCUCCCUCACAAAGAACAGCGUGCAAGUUGGCCAGCUGAUGCACUUCGACUACUCCAGCCACAAAUAUGUCUUCUCCAUCAGCAACAGCUUCAAAUCCCUGCUCCCAGACACCUCUCCUAUCCUUAACAAGCACUACAGUAUGUGUGCUGUGGUAGGGAACAGCGGCAUCCUGACAGGUAGCCACUGCGGCCCAGAAAUCGACCAGGCUGACUUUGUCUUCCGCUGCAACUUUGCCCCCACAGAGGUCUACUUCAAGGAUGUGGGAAGGAAGACCAACCUGACCACCUUCAACCCCAGCAUCCUGGAGAGGUACUACAAUAACCUGCUGACCAUUCAAGACAGGAAUAAUUUCUUCCUCAGCCUGAAGAAGCUGGAGGGAGCCAUCCUGUGGAUCCCUGCCUUCUUCCUCCAUACCUCAGCCACAGUAACCAGGACCCUGGUGGACUUCUUUGUGGAGCACAAGGGCCAACUGAAGGUGGACCUGGCCUGGCCAGGAAAUAUCAUGCAUAAUAUUAACAAAUACUGGAAGACUAAAAGCCUCUCUCCCAAACGUCUCAGCACUGGAAUCCUCAUGUACACACUGGCCACCGCUAUGUGUGAUGAGGUCCAUCUCUAUGGAUUCUGGCCCUUCGGUUGGGACCCCAACACAGGCAAGGAGCUGCCUUAUCACUACUAUGACAAGAAAGGGACCAAAUUCACCACCAAGUGGCAGGAAGCCCACCAGCUUCCCAGCGAGUUCAAGCUUCUCUACAAGCUGUAUAAGGAAGGUGUGACCAAACUCAGCCUGACGCACUGCCCAGCGUAGACAUACAAUGAGUGUUGGAUGGUUUAAGUGGUGACUCCAGAGACUGUGAUCCAGAUCCAUCAGCUCACUUCAGUUGUGAUGCACAGUGCAUGAUAAGUGUUAUAGCAAUUUAUGAAGCCCUCAUUCUACAAACACAUACAUCACACAGUAAUUUUACUCAUUGGGUAUAUUGUUGUGUUCAGUACUACAGUUAGGACUUUUAUGCUGCUCAGUUGAUUCCAUUAUUCUCUUUUGCAUGGCUGCUGGCUGUGGAUAAACAGCUCAAACAAAACAAAUGUCUAUUUUAAUUGGAGUCCGCAGGGGAUGCGGCUGCGGAAACACAAAUAGUUAAAUCUUCCAGUUCUAUUUAAUACAGUAUUGAUUGAUUAAUCGCCUUUUACAACAGUAUCCUGAUUCUAUACACUGAAAUCACUGCCUAAUCUCAGGGAAGGAGUUAGAUCAGUGUUUUUUGUAAUCAGAUUCAAUGCCUCAUGAGAGGUGCAGCUCCUGUUUUUAGGCCUUCUCCCCUGAUGAGGUGUUAGACAAUCUGCUCUGGAAGAUGGUAUUUGUUUACAAUACUGUUCUCUAAAUAUGUAUAUUAAGUACUUGUGUGCCAUUUUUUUCUGUACACAGUGUGACUGUCCUCUUCACGUUUUUGGAAUAAUGUUCAACAUUCCAACAAUAAGCCAUAAAUUCAUGGACAGAACAUUGUCAUUACAAUACAGGAUUUUAGAAAGCAGUAUCAGCCUACAUUAGGUUCUGAGAUUGUAAGACAUUUGAAAGUACUUCCAACCACAAUACAAGUCUAUAUCCAUUCUAAUGGCUAAAUUUGAGUCAGAUUUUCUUGAUUUUUAAAAUUAAAUAAAUAAACACCUGCCAAUCUUUGAAAAACAAAAAAUGUCUUUAAACGUGUAUUGCUGUUCUCAAGGUCGUCUUGUUCCAGAAUCCUCAAACCAUCUAGACCAAAAAUAUUUAGUCCCCAGCAUGAUAAAAAUACUUUUUUUUUUAAUCCACUUCUCAAGUUGCUACUCUAUUUCCUGACAUAUAUCCUUGCUCUUUUACAACACAAGAGAAACAAUGACACAUUAUUUAGUUUGAAAAAAUAAAAGUAAGUUUGGCCCAUGUACAGUAUAAAUUGAGCAAUGACAUUUUUUGCAUUUGUCAAAAAAUUGCAGAGUAUUUAAUUUUCAGAAAAUCAGCUGCUUAGUUCUGUGUCUCAAAAGUAAUGGUAAUACAGUACAUGUGGAUCACAAAAUGGGGCCAAUGCUGCACUGGAAUAUUUGUAAAAUCCAUUAGUUUGUAUGUCAAGUUAGUUUUCAACUUCAUGGUGAUGACAAGUGUUCAGGAAGUCACUGCUCCUGGGCAGGAAAACCACAAAUUGUCAUUUUUACAGAACUUUUUUGUACAGAUUAAAGAAAUAAAGAUGUAUUGAAAUUUGCAUUUAGAGGUGCUUGUUGAUGGAAAUUGUUAGCCUAUCGUUGGACAGAGCCAGGCUAGCUGUUUUCAGCUGCUGGUGUCUGAACUUCAGGCAUGUGACUGAUAUUGAUCUUCAAGACAAUGGAUCAAGGUUCCCAAACUGUUUUUCCAUCAAAGUAUAUUUUAGCUAGUACAGUCAUUAUGCUGUACAACUUCCAAAAGUAAGUAAGUAAGUUAGCUAGGACUUCGUUACACAUAUUCAAGCAGUUUACCAUGAGUGGGAAAUACUUAUUUGGCCACUUAGUGCAACAUUACCAAUAUAACAUCUUGUUUUUUGAAUGAUAUUGUACUGAGUUUACAUUUUUACACAGUUUGACAACUAAUCAAAUUCCCUAUUAUCUCUUUCACUCUUCAGUCUAAACAGGUCAUACAUUAGCAAGCUAAUGUUAGCUUUUUCAGUUAGUUUUAUUAGCUGCAGUUGUAGCAGGUGUAGGCCUAUAUAUAAUAUUUAACAGAAGUAGUUUGUGUCCUAAAACCUGUUCUAAUUUAGUAAUGCUUAAAUCUCCACUUAGGUAACACAAACUAGAUUUUAACUAAGCUUAAAAGAAAUACUUUUGGAUCAAUGAAAAAUGGAGGGAAAAUUUCACAAUUCUUACUAAUGGGGCAAAAAUCUUGUAACCUUAAUCACUGCGAUAGAAUGACCAAAGUAUCAGAAAAUAGUUUCUUAUAGUUUCUUCAAUUAUUUAAUAUUCACCUACAGGUGACUUUCAGGUUUACCACUAUUUCAGUAGCAAAAAUAAUAAAGAAGAGAAUAUACUAUUUAAUAUAGAGCUUUUUUUGAUGAGGGAAAAUUAUUUAUUCAUCACGUAGCCAUAUCAAUUCCAAUAUUUGUCAGAUAAGACAGAGAAAUGAAUGAAUGAUAUAUAACUUGCUGCAUCUUGUAUAAAGAGCAUGGUUCAUUUAAGUGACAUUGCAUGCAAGGCACUACCAAAUCUUUUAGGCUAGUUUUAUACAAGCUUUUUGAUGAUUGUUUUGAGGGUAAACUUUAGUUCUUUGCUAUUGUUUGUAUUUCUGAUAGUGUAUUCCUUAAGAAUAUCACCAGUGUCUUUGUAUGAGAGAUGUUAAUUGAAGGAUAAAAAGAAACCUACUGCUAUAUUCCACAUGGGACCAAACCUCUACAGAUAAAUUUAAAGAUGAACAAGCUUUAUUUUUUAUAACUGUCGAUAAUCUUUUGGUUCUCAAAAACAGUCUGCUCCAUGCACCAGACUGAAGCAGUCUGGGGUUGAGGAGACUUGGUUCAAAUAGUUAAAGCUGGCCACAUGACCAACUCAUGACUUCGCAACAUGCGCUGAGGUUUAGUACACAGAGAAAUGCAACCAUUCACAUCAGAUGCAGUGUGUGGUUCUGUGCUCAUUCACAUUUAGUGUGGCAGGCAUUUGCUUGCUGUCCUGUCCCACCCAAAAGUGUUUUUUUGGUUUGUUUCCUUAGGCAACAUUUAAGAUUACUGUAGGUUUCGCCUCAAGUCACAGUGCAGUUACCACAACAACCAUGAAAACGUAUGUGAUGAAGAAGUUAGGGCAGUUAAUUGAUGUCAUACUUUAGAUGUGUUCAUUUAAGAAUCAUUUCUGUAGCCUAUAUUAUUCGGAAUAUUUUGUACGUACACCAAAGACCACGUGUUCAAAGGACGGUUACAUUAGCAGAUUGGCCUGGGGGUUUUGGAAGCUGUAUGAAAGCUAACAAACAUUAUUGUAGAAAAAACAGAAUAUUCUUUUGUCUAUCGUUAAAAUUUAUGUUGAUUAUCUUAAAAAUUAUUUAAAACGUAGGCUUUAGGAAUUCACAAAAAUAGCUUGUUUGUGUUUUCCUCAUGGAAAUGUGUGUUAGACAGCCAAAGUAAUGUGAUGAGACUUAUUUGUGACUCCAUGAAUGUUGUCGUUGGUUGAUUUGUUUGAGAAAUCCGGUGAUGCCGACAUUAAAAAGUUUCUCUUAAUUUUCAGUCAGUGUGUAGAAUGUGUGAACACAAUAAUGGCACUAACAACGUUUCUGAAGAAUGUAAUUAGACUUAGAAUAACAGCUUAGCUUUUUUGUGUAGUGUAUUUAAUUUACCAGAGAGUGACAUACAUUACCUAAACAUAAUAUGUUUUUAUUGCAAAUGCUGCAAUAUACAGGAUUUGUUCCAAAAACCCUUUAA